AUGCGCACAACGACCGCCGGGAACCUCUCGGUCGAGCUCAGAGAUGAUGGCGUGGCCGUCGUGUGGAUGAACGGCCGCAUGAGCAACGCGCUGGACGAGGGCUUCUUCUACGGCGGCGGCCCCCGCAUUUGGCACGAGCUCAGCGAGGACCCCGCGGUGGGCUGCGUGGCGCUCCUGUCGCGCGGAAGGAACUUCUGCGCCGGCAUCGACAUCGGCAUCCUGGCGCGGCACCUCGACGGCAAGAAACCGGGCGACACGUGGCCCGCCGACGGCAUCCUCGUCAUGCAGGAUGCGGUCACCGCCGUCGAGCGGUGCCGGAAGCCCGUCGUCGUUGGCGUUCAGGGCGCGUGCGUAGGCGGAGGUGUCGACCUCGCCUGCGCCUGCGACGUCCGCGUCUGCGACAGCACGGCGCGGUUCUCGGUGAAGGAGGUUGACCUGGGUAUCACCGCGGACCUCGGCACGCUGCAGCGGCUGCCACGGAUCGUGGGCGACGGGAACGCGAGGGAGCUCGCGCUCACUUGCCGCACGAUCGACGCGGCCGAGGCGCUGCGGAUCGGCCUGGUCAGCGAGGUCGUGCGUGCAGAUGGGGUGCAGCCGCAGCGGUUGCACGCUCGUUGCUUGGACCUGGCGCGUCAGAUCGCAGCGAAGCCGCGCAGCGCGACGGAGGGGACGAAGCGCGCGCUGCUGCACGCCAGGGACCACUCCGUCGCGGACUCCCUGCGUCAGGUGGCGGAGUAUAACCAGGAACACCUCCUGAGUCAGGAUCUCUUCAAGGCGGUGCGGGCCGCGGCGUCGGCGGGGCGCGUGCGGCAGCCCGCCGCGCGACUGUGA
Pedinophyceae sp. YPF-701 is the source of this 831-nucleotide messenger RNA. The record is from the annotation of a GenBank genome assembly. NCBI's taxonomy places the organism in Eukaryota, Viridiplantae, Chlorophyta, Pedinophyceae.